Mycosarcoma maydis (corn smut) is the source of this 963-nucleotide messenger RNA. RefSeq lists its product as uncharacterized. The transcript has 3 exons. Bases 1 to 963 code for a protein of 320 amino acids. Lineage: Eukaryota; Fungi; Basidiomycota; Ustilaginomycetes; Ustilaginales. The record is from RefSeq and is a predicted model, not a curated record.
AUGGCUCGUUCAUUGCUCCAUCUACUAGUGGUAGGUGUUGUGUUGGUGGUCGCCACUCUGGGCUCGCCAACGACGUCGGCGUCGCUCUCGUCUGUUCGUCUGCAACGUCGGGCUGGAUUCACCGAUGCAGACGGUAGCGCUGUGUUUCGACAGUGUACGCAGCGCUACAACACUUCGCGCAUGAACCCUCUGCCGCAACAAGGCUACUUUAACCCGAACAAUGGCACAAACGGAAGCAUGCUUACGAUCUGGCUCGACGGUUCACCAGGCGAGCCGAUCAACGCCAUCAUAUCGUCCAACUCGUCGGCUCAAGUUCUCUGUCCCGAAGGAUUCCUCCGAUCGAUCAACUUUGGCGUUUCUUGCCUUGGUAACGUGAACGGAACCAACCAGUACGCCAACCUAGGCGACGGAUUUGGUGUUCGCGAACAGGGCAAUUACGACGGUGGCAACGGCGUUCUGCGCUGGAACUACGGAGACACUACGUUUGGUACAUGCAAGGAAUCUAUCCAGGGUGAUAAUCAUUUUCGCUGGUUUAUCCAGAAUGGGUCUUCUGCUUUUACGGGCGCCAUCUUUAUCGCGGCCUCCAUGGAAGAAUCGGCUGCUUUGGGUCACAAGAUUCAGCGCGAUGGCUACAAUCGUGGACGCGACUAUCUGGUUGGCAAUGCCACGAUCAAUCAGACCACCUCGUAUAAGGGCUUUGUAUGGUCUACUAAGCUCGACUGGAUCCCAGCUGGCGUCUUGCUAAAUGCUACCAGUGACGGCAUCAAUCAUCCAGACGUGGCCUUGCCCGGUCAGCCCGUUCAGGAUGGUAGAGUCGCCCUGUUGACCGUCACCCAGUUGCAAGAACCCACCAACUUGACCAGUCAGAACGCAGCUAUCCCCUCAAUCUUGCCUCUAUCUACCUUGCUCAUCGCCAUACCAUUCUCCAUCAUACCACUCGCCAUCACCACCUUCGUCCUCUAG